Molecule: messenger RNA, 3480 nt
Organism: Ruditapes philippinarum (Manila clam)
Lineage: Eukaryota; Metazoa; Mollusca; Bivalvia; Venerida; Veneridae
Exons: 7
Coding region: 65-1339 (424 amino acids)
Source: RefSeq, a predicted model, not a curated record
UUUACAUCUUAUUUUUGUUCUUAGAUCAUUUUACACUAAAAGUCGUCUGCUGAAAGAUUAAAGCAUGUUCAAGAGUAAUACGUCAACCCAAGUGCACGUGCUGACCUUCCUGUCGAAGACACAUUUUGACAAAGGUCGUUUUGCCGUAAGCGUUGAGGUCAUUCGGAAGAAAACUGUCGACUCUGUUAAACAGAAGAGAAAAGCCGAAGAGCAGGUUUACAUAGAGCAUGAAAAUGUGGUCGGAAGUUGCUCCCCAGAAUUUGAGCUUCCACUGAAGGAAAAGAAGUGCGAUAUUCAGUUUUCAAUAUCCGGGGCUCUGAAACCACGGUCAGCGUUAGAACCGGGGGAGGACAUUCUGGAAUAUAGCGAGUCUUUGGGUGAAUGCAGAAAACAUUUAUCACUGGUUCCCACAUAUGAUGAAAAAAGCGAAGGGAAUGCCACGAUCAAGUUCAAGGUCGACGGUAGAGUGAAGCAUACGGUGACUAUACAUGAAGUACCGACGAUCAGAACGGUCAGCAUUUCCAGUAACUCGAGUUCGUUUGCAGACGUUACAGGCGCAACGUCUAGGCAAACAAGCGUCUUUAGCAGCAGUGUGAGUUCGCAGUCGUUUGGAAGCUUGGAUCCAUCAUUGAGUUACAGCAAUGAUGCCGAUGAUUCAGUUGAUGCAGGUACUGUAAGGGAGCAUAACAGUUCUUCCUCAGGUGACGGGCAUUGUAGUGGUAGUGUUGAAGCCGAUAGGAUACCAGACGACUCUCUUGACCGAUAUCCACCACUGAACCAAGCUAUGGGUAAUUUGGUGUUAAAUAACCCUCGCCAUCCCGGUCCUAAUGUUGUACCUCCAGUCAAUCCAGCUGGCCCUCAAGCUGGUCAGUUUGUACACCUAGGUGUAAAUUAUGUGCGUCCACAAGUUGGCCCUCAAGAUGGUCCUCAAGCUGUACCUCCAAAGGGUCCUCAAGUUGUACCUCCAGCAGGUGGCCAAAAUAUUGAAUCAGCAUACGACAAAAUUCUUUGUAAUGAAUCUUUGAGUACCUUAGCGUGGGCCCUGCCACCUGCUGAUGCUAACCGGUUACUUAUUGGACUUCGGGUACCAAACCCUGUUCUUCAAACAAAUAAGUCGAAUCACCCCGGGGACGUUGUAUCUGCUAACUUCCAAUCCUUCCUCCACUGGAGAUCUCAAAGAAGAUCACAGAAACAAGAACACGAGGCCAGUAACCAAAACAUGUAUGAAGACCUUCUCAUGGAACUUCAUGAUAUGGGUAGGAAGGACCUUAAAGUCGUUCUGAAAAGAACUCUUGAAGCAAACAAAAAACUAGAAAAGAACGAUUUUUCGCACUUAUAAUUCCAUAUAGCUUUGUUAUAUAGCAUGUUUGUAACGCCGCUUUUCAUUGGACAAUUGUGGCGUUAAUAUCAUUCAUGCAGUAUAAGCGAUUCCAUAGAAACUUUUGACAGGCUAUAUGACCGUGUAUAAACGGCUGUUUCCGAGUAGCUCGGGCCAUAUAGGUUUACAAGUCGGUCAUAUAACCUGUCAAAUUCAUUAGCUUUAAUAAUAUAAGAUAUAUAUUUUUCUUAGAUUUUUACAUUUUCCUGAGACCUGCUUGAAUGGAUUGGCUUUUUAAAAUCUAAAAUCGCCCCUAAACGUCACUAUUGCUGACCCGAGUUGUUAUUUAAUUAAUUGUAACAUCAAAUGAGCCGCGUAACGACAAAACCAACGUAGUGCGUUUGCGAGCAGUCUGAUCAGGAUCCAUGCUGUUCGCUAUCAGUUUCUCUACUUGUAAUAGAGUUGGUAAGCGAACAAAAUGUAUCCUACUCAGACUGCGCGGAUGCGUAGGCUGGUCUGGAUCCAUGCUGGUCGCAAACCCAUCAUGUUGGUUUUGUCGUGACGCGGCUCAAAUGAUCUUUAUUUACGAAAUCAUUUAACAAGUUUACAAAUAAAAAUCAUCAAAUUUAUACUUCAUUGGCCGGGGUUAUGCACAUUUCUGAUCAGGUUUAUCAGAUUAUAAUAUCACUAUGACUUUAAAACAUUCUGUGUUAAAAAACCACCUGUCUGCACUGUUCGUCUACAUGCAUAUUUUGAAAUUGUCCGGAAUGAAAAAUGGAACGGUCCGUUAAGAUAUUUGGCAUAAUAUGUGUUAAUAACAUGUUUUGUUCUCUGCAACAGAUGUAAUUCUUUUUCACAAAUUCUAAAGUAAGUUUAUUAGAGGUGUCAAAACUUUAGCCUUCGAUGCUAGUUGGAGAUUAAAUACUUGUCCGGUUUAUUCAUAAUUGCAUACGCCAAAAAGAUUUUUAUUUAGUUCCUUAUACUGCGGCUUGAAUGUCGUCCUUGGGGGACCUUAGUUAUUUUUUGGCUCAUUAACUACUGAAACUGAAAGUGAUUAGCCUUUGCCAACAGUAUAGAGCCGGGUCAGUCUGUACGUCCGUGAGGUGUGUGGCUGACCGGCGCUACGCUGUUGGUAGCUGCAUUUUUAUAUUGAAAUUCCAUAAAAUUGAUUUGACUGUUCCAAAUUCAAAGCAGGGCAAAUAAUAUAUUUUAAGCAGGGUAAAUACAUUAAUAGCAGGGCAAAUACAUUCAAAGCAGGCCAAAUACUUUCAAAGCAGGGCAAAUGCAUUCAAAGUAGGGAAAAUACAUUCAAAGCAAGGCAAAUACAUUCAAGCAGGGCAAAUUCAUUGAAAGCAGGGCGAAUACAUUAAAGCAGGACAAAUACAUUCAUAACAGGGCAAUUACUUUCAAAGCAGGGUAAAUGCGUUGCACAAAGUCAGUAGGCCAUGGUUAGCAUCAUUUCACACUAGAAGUAUAAAAUUAUAUAUAUGAUCGAAAUGUUUGGGAGAAUUUUAUGUUUGCCAUUGUCAUUAGUAAAUCUACAUUAUAUUUUUAUUGUAACUUAUACAUUGUACAUGUUAUAAUGUACAUUAACAUGAAGAUGCAUUAUUGCUUUAACAUUAAAAACUUUUUUUAUGUCUUUAUAUAAUCCUAUACAGAACCUCUAUUUUGUUUCUCUUUAAUGAAUUUUUAAUGAUAUAUUUUAAAUUUCAUUUUAUGACCUUCGAUUUUUUUUCAUUUUAACAGCAUUGUUAUUUAAUGUGUUUCAUGUAUUAUAAUUAUACUCUUUUCCGCACCUCCUUUUUUACUUCUUGUACAUGUUGAUGAUGAUUUCCGCGAGAUGAGGUUGUACAUAUGUAAAAUCUUAUAGAGCAGACGAGAAUUGUUUUUUCUUCUUCUUGACUUUCUGCACCGCUUAAAACUACAUGUACAUGGUAAUUUAUCAAUCCAUGGAGUUAUGAAGAUUAUAAGCCUUAUUGGUUAAAUUUAUCAAGAAAUUAAGUUUAAAUUGUUAUCAUAAUAUUCCUACAAUGCCUUGCAUAUUUUAGAGUGUAAAUUGUAUGUAGGUAAGUCAAGAAGAAUAAAAAUAAUGUAAGAAAAUGUAUAUGUAUGUUUUUAUAAGGUAUAUGAGAUCUAUUAAAGAAACUGACAACAAAUUGAAA